Drosophila biarmipes is the source of this 478-nucleotide messenger RNA. Its product is annotated as protein transport protein Sec61 subunit gamma. The record is from RefSeq and is a predicted model, not a curated record. Bases 111 to 428 code for a protein of 105 amino acids. Gene Ontology annotation, cellular component: membrane; Ssh1 translocon complex. Gene Ontology annotation, biological process: post-translational protein targeting to membrane, translocation; protein targeting. Lineage: Eukaryota; Metazoa; Arthropoda; Insecta; Diptera; Drosophilidae. Gene Ontology annotation, molecular function: transmembrane protein transporter activity. The transcript has 2 exons.
CCGAAUUCCAUGUCGAUCUCAACAGGCCUGUGAUAUUAGUUCAACGCCCUGACACAAAUACAGAAGGUUUCACCCAGGAAAGUUACGGGUAUAAACUGUUAAAUCUCAGUAUGGAGCAGCUACUUUCUCGUCGUCGCAGAUUGAGGCACAAAAUAGCCAAGAGGGGACUAACCAAGUUCUUGCCCGAUAUCAAGUGCAAGUCCCUAGAAGUCGUGGGACGGCAGGUCAAGGAUCAACUGGGGCUCAUCUUGCCCUCCUCGGAGUUCUACAAGAACUCCUUGCGCUUCUACAAGCGAUGCACAAAACCUGAUCGCCAGGAGUUCCUGCGUAUUAGCGGGGCCAUUGGCGUGGGGUUCCUCCUCAUGGGCCUGAUUGGGUUCGCGGUCAAGCUGAUGCACAUUCCCAUCGUCAACAUUAUCAUGGACUGAAACCAAACCAGAAAGCCUGAACGGUAAUAAAGUCUCAAUUCAACUGCUUA